Ectocarpus siliculosus is the source of this 1137-nucleotide messenger RNA. The record is from the annotation of a GenBank genome assembly. NCBI's taxonomy places the organism in Eukaryota, Phaeophyceae, Ectocarpales, Ectocarpaceae.
AUGACCAAGGCACGAGCGUUCCAACUCCUCAAAGACGGCCCUACGCAGGUGACGGUGGGCAUGAAGGAAUUCAUGCACCACGAGGUAUAUAGGGGCAUGACAGGAGAUGGAGUAUUCGCUGGAAAGCCGCACGAGGUGUUCGUUGGAGGCAUCCCGGACGCAGCAGACGCCCCCCCUUUCGAGCUGAAGGCUGUUGAACAGGACACCCUUGUCAAAAUUCAGCAGCGCUACGACUCUGUAGUCCCGAGAUUGGAGGCCUUGUUUCCCGACGAUCCUGCGAAGCGAAGCGAGAUUGUCCGUGAGAUGAACCUCUCGGUUGAGCUGCUGCGUGAAACGGGGACGAAGGACUGGGAUCUUCCGAGCUUAACGAGAACAGCUGGGCUUCACACCGACAGCUCGGAUGACGAGAGCUCGGACGACGAGAGCUCGGGCGACGAGAGCCCCGGUGGCGAUGGCACCGGUGACAGCGGAGCUCUGGACACCAUGUCGCCGGAGGCGUUGCCGGAUGGGCCACUGACAGAGAGUGGGGGUGGGGGCGCCGGAAACAGUUUGCGCUUGCAGCCUGGGUGGUUUGCCGUUCUGCCUUUGGAGAUGACGAAUACUUGCCCACUGGUGGUUGGCCAAAUAGUAAGCGUGGAAUCCGGCGGCGAGAAUGGGGGUGAGGUGCUCAUCAAUUGGUUUGCGCCUGUUUCUCGUAAAAAAUGCCGUCGGUCGAGGUACGGGAGGGGCGUAUGGUCGCAACAGUUUCUCAAGCAGGACAACAAGCUCACACCGGAUCAGAGUACGGAGUCGAUCAAAUCCGUAUGUUUCACCUUCCAGUCCUUGCUUCAGAGCGGGAAACUGCCAAGUGGGGUGUGGGCGGCUGUUGAAGAGAGCGUUCCGUCUUCCUCUCUGGAGGAAGCGGAGACAGACGACAGUGAUUCGGAUGCAGACGGCGUCGAGGGGGGGGGGGCAGCGGGGGGGUGCCGAGGGGAAGAGCAAUCAGGUUUGGCUCCAUCUCCCACUAUUCCACCUCACACGAGGGACACCGGCCCGAUCCCGCACCCUUCUCGCAGUGACUCGCAAAGUGCUCCUCCAGCGCCCGGCGUACGGUUGACCGCUGCCCAUUUCAGACCACGUAGGACACAACAAGGGUGA